UCCAUCUAUGGUGGAAUCUUUGAUGGACAAGGUGAUGGUCUUUGGGAUUGCAAAACCUCUGGCAAGAAUUGUCCUGAAGGCACUACGGCACUGGCCUUUUACAACUCAAACAACAUCAUAAUCAGUGGAGUAACUGCACAAAAUAGCCAAAUGUUUCACAUUUUGGUAGAUGGAUGCAAAAACGUAAAGCUACAAGGAGUGAAGGUCUCAGCUCCAGGAAAUAGCCCUAACACCGAUGGAAUUCACGUACAAUUAUCGACUGAAGUCAGUAUUAUGAACUGUCAUAUUGGUACUGGAGAUGAUUGUAUUUCAAUUGGCCCUGGAAAUUCCAACUUAUGGAUCGAAGGCAUUGCUUGUGGCCCUGGCCACGGAAUCAGCAUUGGAAGCUUAGGUUGGAAAUUACAAGAGCCUGGAGUCCAAAAUGUAACAGUAAAGAGUGUUACCUUCACUGGAACAGAAAAUGGUGUAAGAGUAAAAACUUGGGCAAGGCCUAGCAAUGGCUUUGUAAGAGGUGUUCGCUUUCAACAUAUAGUUAUGACUGAUGUUCAAAAUCCUAUUAUCAUAGACCAAAAUUACUGCCCUAAUCAUGAAAGUUGUCCUCAUCAGGGAUCGGGCGUAAAAAUAAGUGAUAUAACGUAUCAAGACAUACAUGGAACAUCAGCUACAGAAGUUGGAGUAAAAUUUGAUUGUAGCAAAGUGAAUCCAUGCAGUGGAAUAACACUUGAAAAUGUGAAUCUAAGUUACAAAAAUCAUCCAGCUGAAGCUUCAUGUGUUAAUGCUGGUGGAAGAGCUUCUGGUUUAGAACAACCUACAAGCUGCUUAUAAGAAAAGAGUACCUGUUUGUAUAAUAUUAUACUAAAUGAAAAUAAAGUUGUGAUUAUUUUAUAAAGAACAUUCAAUAUGUUAAAAAUUCAUGCAAUAUGUACCUAGAAAAAGAAAAGAGAAUGUAUCUUGAAAUUUUUUUAUUAUACUUUUUUCAGUUUUUUAUCUUUAUACCUCAUGUAACAAUGCUGUACCUACGAUUUAUGAAAUGUACAACACUUAGCAUGUGUCUA
Molecule: messenger RNA, 1055 nt
Organism: Nicotiana tabacum (common tobacco)
Lineage: Eukaryota; Viridiplantae; Streptophyta; Magnoliopsida; Solanales; Solanaceae
Source: RefSeq, a predicted model, not a curated record